Molecule: messenger RNA, 2051 nt
Organism: Oncorhynchus tshawytscha (Chinook salmon)
Lineage: Eukaryota; Metazoa; Chordata; Actinopteri; Salmoniformes; Salmonidae
Gene: wrap73
Product: WD repeat containing, antisense to TP73
Exons: 13
Coding region: 219-1535 (438 amino acids)
Biological process (GO): mitotic sister chromatid segregation; microtubule anchoring at mitotic spindle pole body; protein localization to mitotic spindle pole body
Cellular component (GO): mitotic spindle; microtubule organizing center; MWP complex
Molecular function (GO): protein binding
Source: RefSeq, a predicted model, not a curated record
UUUGCGCGCUCACCACGUCGGGUGACAGAGUAGUUUGCUCUUUGACCAGACUCUUGUGCAACCUCUGCUCAUCCGGUACCAGAGGUGAGGUUAAUCCAUCGCACCGAAACAAGUAUCAGACAGUUAUUGUUGUCAUGCACUUGUUUGAUAGCAUGUGAACGAGGAAAGUUUUCAACAAACCCUGGAUACCGUGACCAGUCAUUUAGUUAAGUUCAGAGAUGAACUUCUCUGAGGUCUUCAAACAGUCUAACCAACUGUGCAGAGUUUCACCAGAUGGAAAAUAUUUGGCCACGUGUGUGCAGUACAGGCUGGUGGUGCGUGACGUGAACACCCUACAGAUCUUGCACCUUUACACUUGCCUGGACCAGAUAGUCCACAUGGAGUGGUCCUCUGACUCGCUCUUCAUCCUCUGUGCCAUGUACAAGAGAGGACUAGUGCAGGUGUGGUCUCUAGAGCAGCCCGACUGGUACUGUAAGAUUGACGAGGGCUCGAUAGGACUAGUCUCCUCGCGCUGGAGCCCAGACGGACGUCACAUUCUCAACACCACAGAGUUCCAUCUGAGAGUUACCGUCUGGUCCUUGUGCACCAAAGCCGUAUCUUACAUCAAGUACCCCAAGGCAUGUCAGAAGGGGAUAGACUUCAGCAGGGACGGCUGCUACAUGGCCCUAGCGGAGCGCCGCGACUGCAGAGACUAUGUUAGCGUGUUUGUGUGUGACGACUGGCACCUACUGAGGCACUUUGAAACAGAGACCCAGGACUUGGCGGGGGUGGAGUGGUCUCCUAACGGCUGUGUUCUGGCUGUAUGGGACAGCUGUUUGGAGUACAAGGUGCUGCUGUACUCGCUGGACGGCCGGCUGCUGUCCACCUUCAGUGCGUAUGAGUGGUCGCUGGGCAUCAAGUCUCUGGCCUGGAGUCCCAGCAGUCAGUUCCUGGCCAUCGGCAGCUAUGAUGGAAAGGUCCGGAUCCUAAACCACAUCACCUGGAAGAAAGUGACUGAGUUUGACCACCCAGCCUCCAUCAACAAUACUAAAGCUGUGGUCUACAAGGAGGUGGAGAGGAAGCCGGUGGUGGGGAGUGCGGACCUGUUCAUUCAGCAACGCAUCACUAUGGGCAGCACCCUGUUCAACACACAGAGCAAAUGUAAGCACAACUCAUCACUAUGGGCAGCACCCUCUUCAACACACAGAGCAAAUAUGAGAUCUGCCCAUUGCCAGUCCAGGUACCUGUGGUCAAACCUGACCUGGACCGUGCCAACCCUAAAGUCGGGGUCUCCUCCAUGGCAUUCAGCUCGGACAACCGCUACCUGGCCACGAAGAAUGACAACAUGGCCUGCGUGGUGUGGGUAUGGGACAUGCAGAGGCUGGGGCUUCUGGCUGUUCUGGAGCAGACGUCGGCCGUGCGCUGCUUCCAGUGGGACCCCCGUCGGCCCCGUCUGGCCCUCUGCACCGGCAACGCCAAGCUCUACCUCUGGUCCCCCGCAGGCUGCGUCUCUGUCCAGGUCCCUGCUGAAGGUGGUUUCCAGGUGCAGUCAGUGACUUGGCACUGCAGUGGAGACUCCUUGAUUCUGUUGGGGAAAGAGCAACUGUGUCUGUGCUACAUGGAGGUCGGGGAAGAGGAGGAGGAGGAGGAGGACGACGACGAUGUCAAGUGAGAGAACCCCACGUACUCUCUCCUAUGGGGGCCAGAGCAUUAAGAUUAGUACUCCAAAGACUGUCUGAGCCCAUACUCAAUCAGGGCUGUGGUCUUCACAUGACCAGAAGAAUUCCAAAGUGCUGCUCUGACAGUCAACUCUAUGGCCAUUAAACUGUGGUCAUGUGUACUUGCACUGGUCAGUGUCAGCCAUCCCUGCAGGUAACGUUUGACUUAUUUAGGGGAGGAUCACAAUAUAGGGCAGGUGUAGUUGAGGUCCAAGUUCCUGUAGUAUUUAAGAGAUGUUUACAAAGUGCAUUUGUCAAAUCUCUGUCAUUUAAUUAUUUGAAGUAUUGUGUUUGUAAAAAUGUAAAGUCUAGAGGUAACAAUUAUUUUGUAAUAAAGUUUGCUAUGAAUAACCA